This is a messenger RNA of Oncorhynchus mykiss (rainbow trout), 3515 nucleotides long. Its product is annotated as forkhead box protein J3. Lineage: Eukaryota; Metazoa; Chordata; Actinopteri; Salmoniformes; Salmonidae. The record is from RefSeq and is a predicted model, not a curated record. Gene Ontology annotation, biological process: regulation of transcription by RNA polymerase II. Gene Ontology annotation, molecular function: DNA-binding transcription factor activity, RNA polymerase II-specific; RNA polymerase II cis-regulatory region sequence-specific DNA binding. Gene Ontology annotation, cellular component: nucleus.
UUUAGAUUUUAUUAAUAUAUGAAGUGUUAUUUGUGUACAGCAACAUUUAGCCCUGUUUGUGUUCUUCUACAUACCUUUGCGGAUUAUGGUACUGUGUGGAUCUGAGUCUUAUAGAAAUAGCUGAAAACAAAUUAAAAGUAGAGCCUUCUCUUCUGAAGCACUGUGGUUGUCUGUGGCAGAAGCUCUACUACCUUCAGGUCUGAAACUGAGAGGUGGGCCUGGACUUGACAGCAGAGUGGGGCACGUCGACAGAGAAGAGUGGAGAUUCUGGGUUUUCGGGUUCCUCUGGGGAGUUGGAAUUCCUCCCGUGCUGUUCCCCCAUUUGGCAGCCAGUUGUGAAAAAAAUUCCCAAGCUUUUAGUCACUACGCAGAUCGAGUUGCCGUUUCUACUUUGUUGGAGGGAGAAUGACAGAAGCCAGCCAGAUAGACAGAACUCCGACAGUGUUGCUGUUGUGCCUCAAUGAGGAGCGUAUGAACAUGCACCAUAGAAGGACUACUCUACCUUUCGGUUCAGUACAUUCCACAGAUGCUUGGGCCAGAGAAGAGAUGUAAAGAAACUAAAACAAAUUCAGCCGGUGCCGCUGUGCAACAGCAAUCCAGUGAGCGAAAAGAGAGCAUCUCCCCACCCUGCCCCUGAGUCCCCCAACCCCUCACCACCAUCAUGACCUCUGAACUAGGGAGCAGCCUGACCUCCAUGGACUGGCUUCCCCAGCUUACCAUGCGGGCGGCCAUCCAGAAGUCCAAUGCCGGGCACCAACACCACACUCACGGGUACCCCCACGGACAUCAUGGCCACGGGCUGGGAAAGAAGAAUGCCCCACUGGACCAGGGAAACAUGCUGGACCAGGAGGAGGUGGCCCAGCAUAGGGAUGGCAAACCACCCUACAGCUACGCCAGCCUUAUCACCUUCGCUAUUAACGGCUCGCCGCACAAGAGGAUGACCCUCAGCGAGAUCUACCAGUGGAUAUGUGACAACUUCCCCUACUACCGGGAGGCAGGCAGUGGCUGGAAGAACUCAAUACGGCAUAAUCUGUCCCUGAACAAGUGUUUUCUCAAAGUGCCUCGCUCUAAAGACGACCCUGGGAAAGGGUCCUACUGGGCUAUAGACACCAACCCUAAAGAGGACACACUGCCCACCAGACCAAAGAAGAGGCCGCGCUCUGGAGAAAUGGCCUCCACCCCCUACAGCCUGGAAUCGGAGUCCCUGCGAAUGGACUGUAUCAUGUACGGAGAUGCCUCUCCCACUCUGGCAAUCAACACUGUGACUAACAAGGUAGUGUUGUACAAGACUGAGCAGGAGGACAGCGACAGCCCCAGGAGCAGCCUCAAUAACAGCCUCUCUGACCAGAGCCUGGCCUCAGUCAACCUCAACAGCAUCGUGCACAGCUACACGCCGGUCAGUAGUCACUCAGAACCCUCCUCCCAGUCUCUGAGUUUAAAGCUGCAUCCUCCCCCUCCACUUCCUCCUCCUCCCCAGCCCCAGUACAACGUGGCCGAGGGGGACAAGCAGCUCCUCUUCUCCGACUUCGAGGACCUCAGUGCCUCCUUCCGCAGCCUCUACAAGUCUGUCUUUGAGCAGUCCUUCAGCCAGCAUGGUCUCAUGGGUAUGCCCAGCGAAUCGAGCCAGCAGCCACGGACGUUGUGCUCCUACCAGCACUCCCCUGGCCGGGGCAGCAGCAGGGGCAUCAACGCCCACAACCACCAACACGCACACAACCACGGUCACCGCCAUAAUCACCACCCGCCCCACUCGCAGCACCUCUCUCCCCACGCCACACACAACCAACACCAACCUCAUCAACACACUCAGCACAGGCAGCACUCACAGCACCCUCAACACCGCCAGCACCCCAACAGUGGGCAGCAGCAGUCACAGCACCUCCAGAGCCAUACUGGCCAGCCAGCACAGAUGCCCUGCACCAACACUGGUCUGUCAGCCGACUGGUACCCCAACUUGGACUGGCUGAAGGAGAGCUGUCGCAUCGCCGGCAGCUACAACUGGGCUGACGUGGACCUCUCUCCAUUCCAAGGACUAAAGGAAAGUAUGAGGCAGGCGGAGCUGAACAACUGGUCCCUGGACCCGGCCCAGAUAGCCGACCUGUGCUCCUCCAUCAACCAGUUCUUCACCCGCACUGGGGUCAUCCCACCACAAGGCCGAUUGCAACCUCAGCCACCCCCGUCUGCCUGUCACGGCCCCAUGCACACCAGCAAGCCCAGUCAGCACAUCAACACAGGUAAUCCGUAUAUGGACUCCAGACAGAACAUGUCUUCAAUGAUGGGACCCCCAGGUUACCCCCACAUGACCCCCAUGAGCACCGCAGGCUCCACGAUGACAGGGCACCAUGGCCAGAUGAACCAGCAGCACAUGAUGCCGCCUGGGCACUACCAGAUGAGCAGGCUGCCUACUGAAGACAUCCAGGACGACUUUGACUGGGACUCCAUCGUUUAGAACUGCCCCAAGGAGAGGAAGAGAGAGGGAUAGGGAAAGAGGAUCAGAAGAGUGGAAGAGGAUUGGGACCGGCCACAUGCCCUUUGGAGAAAGAGAGACAUUACAGAAGAGGAGUGUCAAUCACCUGAUUUUGGUCUUUUUAUACAAGAGUGUCGAGUGACUUUGAAGACAAUCAAAUGUAGAGGGAGACUAGUCAACGUUUACCACUGGACAAGUUAUGGUAAUUUUGUCGAAAAAAAAAUUACAUUUGGAACGGUCUCGUCUCAAUGUUCCAAGUGCCAACAGGUUUAGAAGUCGCCAUAAAUUGUGACAAGCAAUGGUGAAGUAUUUUGUUUAAUACAUGCUUCGAUUCUCGUUUCUUUCCACUGAAGACUCAAAGUGGAAAGUAGCGUUUUGUGUUUUCCGACAGCUUUUUUUCAAGACACGUCCACCUGCCACUGAACUGAAAGGACUGGGCGUGGAUGAAAAAAGAUAGUGCCAUUAUACGUCGGAACAAACAACCGGCAUCAUGCCAAUUAGUCCACACAGUAUUGUGACUUUUCCUCCCCGUAGCACCACUCCCCUAUCUGGCAGAAGUGAUAAGAAAUCCACAGAAUUAUAUUUGCGCCACUUCCAAGAAAUACAGGUAGUUAGGAAUGUGACAAUAGGGGUAGACUAGAUAAGAAUGCUCAUGCUAAUAAGGGAAUGACAUUAGGGUGCGGUGGCUUUCGAAGACAACAAGUGUCCUAUCUCUUUGACUGACUCAGAUGCCAUCUUGUUGGUGUAGGCUUAUAUUGCAGAGAGAAGUGACCGUAUGUUGACAGAGGAGAAAUCACAUUAUACCACACCUGGGUUCAAAUGCUAUUUGAAAUCUUUCCCGCCUUGAGUGCGAGAUUAAUGGGGUUUGCACUUUUGAGAUGUUUCUAUUGGUUAAAAAAGUCUUAAUCAAGCACAGCUGAAUUUUUUUGCAAUUCAAAAUUUAAAAAAAAUAUUUUGUACUUUUUACCCUUUUUUCUCCCCAAUUUCGUGAUAUCCAAUUGGUAGUUAGUCUUGUCCCAUCGCUGCAACUCCCGUACGGACUCGGGAG